AUGGCGUCCAUGGAGAACAUCCAUGUCCGGACGGACGGCGAGCCGGGGUGCGCUCUGCCGCCGGAAGCACACUCUUUCUCGGGGGAUAUCGGCGGCGGUACGACGAUCGAGACGCCUUUCUCUGUGUCGUUGAGCGUUCCGGCCUCACCGAUGGAGACGAAGAUCGGUGUCCACCACCCCGCCAUGCCCCUGAGGCAAGCCCGUCAACACUCGCUGCCGUCCCCGGUAGUCAGAGGUAAUGCCGACGCGCCGGCCGUGCCGCGGAGCGACACCAUGCGGAAGCGGGACCGGCGAUUCGACCGCUUAAGGACCUUCUCCGGCCGCCUCGACCGCCAGCUCUCCACCCUCCGCGGCUUGUCACAGGAACUGCCGGCUGCUGACCCCGAGCGUGGCAGCGCCAAUAUCUCCGAGGAGGACACUGAUGAGGACCACGACGUCCCCACCGCCGGCCGCUACUUCGCCGCACUCGAAGGCGCCGAGCUCGACACCCUUCGUUCGACGGAGGUGGCGGUGCUGCCCAAGGACGACCUGUGGCCUUUCUUGCUUCGGUUCCCCAUCAGCGCCUUCGGGAUGUGCCUUGGCGUCAGUAGCCAAGCGAUGCUAUGGAAGACGCUCGAGUCAGAGCCCUCCAUGGCGUUCCUCCGCGUGCGCCCCGCCGCCAACCAUGUCCUCUGGUGGGUCUCCGUUGCCCUCACCGCCGUUGUCUCCAUCGUCUACCUUCUCAAGGUCGUCUUCUACUUCGAGGCCGUCCGCCGCGAGUUCCACCAUCCGGUCCGCGUCAACUUCUUCUUCGCUCCCUGGGUCGCCUGCCUCUUCCUCGUCAAGGGAGUGCCCCUCCCAGAGUGGGAGAUCCACCAUGUCUUCUGGUACCUUCUCAUGGCGCCCAUCUUAUGCCUCGACCUCAAGAUCUACGGCCAGUGGAUGUCCAGCGGCGAGCGGCGCCUCUCAAAGGUGGCCAACCCAUCCAACCACCUCGCUGUUGUUGGCAACUUUGUUGGUGCGCUACUCGGUGCCAAGAUGGGCCUCCGGGAGCUGCCCAUCUUCUUCUUUGCUGUUGGGUUGGCCCACUAUGCGGUGCUCUUCGUCACCCUCUACCAACGGCUCCCCACUAACAUGCAGCUCCCCAAGGAGCUCCACCCGGUCUUCUUUCUUUUCGUUGCCGCACCUAGUGUCGCGUCCAUGGCAUGGGCGAGGAUCUCCGGCGAGUUCAACAACAGCGCCAAGCUCCUAUACUUCAUCUCGCUCUUUCUCUAUGUAUCGUUGGUGGUGCGUGUCAACCUGUUCCGGGGGUUAAGGUUCUCGUUGGCUUGGUGGGCCUACACGUUCCCGAUGACGAGUGUUGCCCUAGCGACGGUGUUGUAUGCGUCAGAGGUGAACAACAUGAUAACACAAAUGCUUGCGGUCGGGCUAUCAGGAAUUGCCGUUGUCACCGUCAUCGGCGUGUUGGCCACCACCGUGUACCACGCCUUUGUGCGUGGGGACCUGUUCCCCAACGACGUUUCCAUCGCCAUCACGCAAAAGAGGCCCAAAUUUAGCAACAUACUUGCACACCUCCGCUCGCCCACUCCGGCGUCAAGUAGCUCAUCCUCUAACUCUAGGACAACGUGCAGCGUCGGUGAGACUCCGGUGGUGCAUGGGCAUGGAAGAGCAGAGUGUUAUAUGGUCGGUGAACAGCAGGAUGCAUGUUGUGAAUGCACACAAGAGUUGAUAUUGAUUAGUACCAACUUAUUUGUACAAAGUUCCUUCUCUUUGUUUUCUUUUGUUCUUUUUCCAUCAUUUGCCAACUGA
Triticum turgidum subsp. durum (durum wheat) is the source of this 1788-nucleotide messenger RNA. NCBI's taxonomy places the organism in Eukaryota, Viridiplantae, Streptophyta, Magnoliopsida, Poales, Poaceae. The record is from the annotation of a GenBank genome assembly.